AUUUGGUUCUGAACAUAUUGCAAAAAAAUCAUUCAUCUCUACCACUAACGCCCACGAUGACGAGCACGAUGUCGACGUUACCGCCGCCGUCGCACUAUGCACAGGAGCGGGACCGCCUGGAGUACGAUUUGGUAGUACGCCAGGAGCCGAAGCAGGCGCGGAUGUGCGGUGUUGGUGGCAAAGCUGACAGACGGCCAAUCGAUCCACCACCAAUCGUUCAGCUGCGCGUCAUCGAUCCACGACGACACCAACAACACGCCUCAGGUUCCGAUGGCCGGCCGGCUUCACCCAGCGGCGGCAGUUAUGCCCAGAGUUUUCUACAAAAUCCUUAUUACUUCAUGUUCGCGAGUUUAGCGAAGCCAGACGAUGAUGCGGAGUUACAUUGGUUAAAAGAUGGCAAGACGCGAUGUACGACGGGGUCUGUAGUUUCUUCCUUGUAUCACCUCAAGGAUCCUCAGCGGAACAACGAAGACGCGGGAUUCUUUGUGUUUCCUGACCUCAGCGUCCGAACAGAAGGUAGUUACCGACUCAAGCUGAGUCUGUUCGAAGUCGUAGGAAAUAAUGUACGACAUUGCAAGUCUAUAUACUCUGCGCCAUUCUAUGUCUAUACCGCCAAAAAGUUCCCGGGAAUGGAGGAAUCUACCCCCUUGUCUUGUUCUCUAGCUGACCAGGGAAUCAAAAUUCGUAUUCGCAAGGACAUUCGAGUUCGGAAGCGGCCGACCACGACGACUGCAUCCGAUGACGGAAGACGAGGGAAACAUUCAUCGAAGAAGAGGCAGAAAAGGACCAAAGAUGGUGCAGAGCCGGCCGGGUACAGCGCGUAUCAACAGCAACCUCUUGGCCCGCCGCCGCCUCCUUCGUCGCAAUGGAACUCGUACCAACCUUCGCAAUCCCAGUCAAAUAUCGAUCCUUCUUUGGAUGGAAACAAUGUAUCGAUUCCGCCGCCUCCUGGAGCAACGUAUACUGCAGCGCCACCGGUUUCGACUAGCGGUUCCAGCAUCCCACCUCCCCAAGGCCCCCAGCAUAUUCCACCCCCGCCAGGUGCUACCCAUAUUCCGCCUCCAGUAGGCGCAACUCAUCUCCCGACUCCGUCUGGUGCUACGCACGUCACAUCUUCCACGCACGCUGCGCCUUCAACAUCUCCUCCUGUUGCAGUCGCUCCGGCACCUGCAACUGCACAUAUUUCGCCCCCGCCAGGAUCUCAUGUUCCACCGCCCUCCCCUGCUGGUCAUGUACCUCCCCCGACCCAUGAGACCUACGAUUCUCGUACCUAUCACCCACCGCCUCCACCACCCCAUUAUGAUCACCACUACGCGCCGCCUUACGGAUAUUCGCAGCCCCAACCGUACCAAUAUGCUGCGGGUUAUCAAGGUUGGGGAGGACCGCCGCCGCCUCCGCCGCCUAGCCAGCACCCACCUCCGCCUCAUCAGCAAGCGCCACCACCUCAAUCGGCUCCUCCGGGUGCCUAUGAUCCCUAUGCACAUCAACAUCCACCACAUUAUUAUCCUCCAAGAUACGAUUAUCCGCCUCCGCCUCCGCCGCAGGCACCACACCAGUAUUAUUACGAUACUCCGUAUGACCCGAGACAGCACCCACCCCCUCCGCCCCCACCUCCACAAUACCAGCACCAACACCAGCAUUACUAUCCACCACCUCAACACAGAGAGUCGUGGGGCACUCCAGCAAGUGCUGGUGUCUGGAGUGGAAGUCCUUCCAAUGCUAGUGCAAGUGGCAGUGGUAGUGCAGCGGAGUAUCCGACCCCAACCAGCGCGACGAGAGAGUACAGUAGCAGUAGGCCAGCGGAUUACUCUCCCGCGCCGCCGCCGCCGCCUGCAGAAGGGAAGAUUCAGUUGGCGCCACUAAGAGGGCCAAGCGUUAUUCAAUUGAGUGAACGCGAGCGCGGAGAGAGGGUUGGGAGCACUAGCAAAGGCAAACUAAGCAUCGGGAGUAUUCUAAGUCGGGAUGGUGGCGCUUGAUGCACUGAUGCAUGAUGAUCAAUCGCGUUUCUUUUGGUUUAUUGUAUACGUACUCGCUAUCUGCUAUCUGUUUUCGUUGCUACAAAUGUAUUAUUUUCGAAUAGAAGGGUGAAUUGCUGUGACUCUCUGUUGAUCAGACCGACUUCGUUGCUUCUCGGAAGCAGGCCUGUGGCAGCACCUGGGAAGAUAUCUUUCUGUGGUGGAUGCAUCUAGUAUGGAAAGCUCAAAAUAGAGUACAAGGACACGCUUAUUACAUUCUCAUGUCAAGUCUUUGAUAAUGGACGAUGCUUUGACACCUGAAUGGGGUGAAGGAGAAG
Messenger RNA from Desarmillaria tabescens, 2293 nucleotides. Its product is annotated as velvet factor-domain-containing protein. Bases 57 to 1976 code for a protein of 639 amino acids. The transcript has 7 exons. The record is from RefSeq and is a predicted model, not a curated record. NCBI's taxonomy places the organism in Eukaryota, Fungi, Basidiomycota, Agaricomycetes, Agaricales, Physalacriaceae.